Messenger RNA from Punctularia strigosozonata HHB-11173 SS5, 865 nucleotides. RefSeq lists its product as uncharacterized. Lineage: Eukaryota; Fungi; Basidiomycota; Agaricomycetes; Corticiales; Punctulariaceae. The coding region runs from base 33 to 623 and encodes 196 amino acids. The record is from RefSeq and is a predicted model, not a curated record. The transcript has 3 exons.
CUUGGAGCGAGGCCGUUGACGCCGUGCGGACCAUGCCGCAGGAAUGGACAAAUGUCACUAGUCGUGUAACCAGAAGCACCGAUUGGACGUUUGACAUCGGAUGUACCGGUGCAGGCGCCAUUCAGUCUCCAGAAUACACCGACAUCUACGACGCCGUUCAGAAGUGGUUCUCCGGCUCGAACACCGGGCAGUUCUGCACCAACGGCGAGGAGUACAACGUGCUUUGUAACUCCGCCGACGCCGUUUCGCAGACCGGCUGUGCCUACGUCGGCCAGUACGAUGUCUGGAACGACGGCAUCAUGGACUGCUAUGCUUACGCGCUCCUCGAGAAGGCCGUGAUCAAGACCUGCGCGGAUAGCGGGUACGGCGAUUGUGGCUGUGGUGUUUACUACGACUAUGGGAGCGGCAAGUGUCUCGUAGCGACAUACACCUACCAUACCGGAGGACCGGCUGUUUACAAUUCGGACUACAGUGGCCCAGCUGAAGAGAUCCCGGUGACGAUGGACGUCAUCCAUCGCCGCGACUCAACGGGACCGAGCUAUACAGACAUUGCUGUCUGUGGGCACAACGGUAACGACGACGUGUCGCAGUGGUGCGAGGGUUCGACCACGCACGUCUGCUAGUGGCGUGCAACCGUACAGGGUUUUAGGUGACGACCUUUCAUAUUGAACAACCACGUAGUCAUGGACACCAUGGACUUGCAAGCAGUUUGGGACUUUAGCGACUUGUAACAUCAAAGGAAUGAGUUAUCUUAGUACAACCUGUAACAUCACCAGAAUGAGUUACCUUAAACGCUAUAUAGUACUUAUAUCGUAGUUGUCCAACAGUUUCAGUAUCCCUAAUAACAUGGAUGCGAUUGUGCCAG